Molecule: messenger RNA, 546 nt
Organism: Zychaea mexicana
Lineage: Eukaryota; Fungi; Mucoromycota; Mucoromycetes; Mucorales; Lichtheimiaceae
Product: Gti1/Pac2 family-domain-containing protein
Exons: 2
Molecular function (GO): DNA binding
Source: RefSeq, a predicted model, not a curated record
AUGUCGACCACGGACAAGACGUUUCAUGGCUACAUUGAAACGACUCGAGACUCACUUAUCAUACUCGAAGCCUGUCGACGAGGCCUGUUGCCCCGUGUCAGCCGCAGACUGCAGGAAAAAGAACGCCAGCUCGUUCAAAGUGGGGCUGUCUUUUGCUUUGAUGAACACGAGAGCGGCAUCAAGCGCUGGACCGAUGGCCUGGUCUGGAGCCCUUCACGUAUCCUAGGCAACUUUUUAGUCUAUCGAGAACUGGAUAAGCGGGCGCCCCAGAACGACAGCGCACGCACUCCAUGCCAAAAUCUAACUGAACGCCAACGCGAGCGCGCAUUAGUCGGAUCGCUGACCAACAGCUACCGCUUCAAACGAAACGGCCUGAUCAAAAAAUCCAUGUCCAUCGUCGUCAACGGCGUCCAACAGCAUCUUAUUAGCUACUACAGCAAAGACGACGUCCUCAACGAGCGCCUGCAGACCCCUUCUAACAUGCCCGCAUUGGCACGCCUGGAAAUCUCACCCGAGCUGCUGCUGCGCCAGAAUUUCAGAAUCCCC